AUGUUUUCUUUUGGGAAGCCGGUCUUCUUGAGUGUCUCCACGGUGAAGGGGAAGACCAACGAGUGGAACAAGAAUGAUGACCGGCUGCUACAGGCCGUGGAGAAUGGAGACGCGGAGAAGGUGGCCUCCCUACUGGGCAAGAAGGGAGCCAGUGCCACCAAGCAGGACAGCGAGGGCAAGACCGCCUUUCAUCUUGCUGCUACAAAAGGGCAUGUGGAAUGCCUCAGGGUCAUGGUUACACAUGGCGUGGAUGUGACUGCCCAAGAUACUGCCGGACACAGUGCCUUGCACCUCGCAGCCAAGAACAGCCACCACGAAUGCAUCAGGAAGCUCCUUCAGUCAAAAUGCCCAGCCGGAAGUGUGGACAGCUCUGGGAAAACAGCUUUACAUUAUGCAGCGGCACAGGGCUGCCUUCAAGCUGUGCAGGCUCUUUGCGAGCACAAAAGCCCCAUAAACCUCAAGGAUUUGGAUGGGAAUAUACCACUGCUUCUUGCAGUACAAAGUGGCCACAGUGAGGUCUGUCGCUUUCUCCUGGAUCAUGGAGCAGACAUAAAUUCCAGGGACAAAAAUGGAAGAACUGCUCUCAUGCUAGCCUGUGAGAUCAGCAGCUCUAAUAUUGUGGAAGCCUUAAUUAAAAAGGGUGCAGACCUAAACCUUGUAGAUUCUCUUGGACACAAUGCCUUACAUUAUUCCAAACUCUCAGAAAAUGCAGGAAUUCAAAGCCUUCUAUUAUCAAAAAUCUCUCAGGAUUCUGAUUCAAAGACACCAACAAAACCAAAGCAGCAUGAUCAAGUCUCUAAAAUAAGCUCAGAAAGAAGUGGAACUCCAAAAAAACGCAAAGCUCCACCACCUCCUAUCAGUCCUACCCAGUUGAGUGAUGUGUCUUCCCCAAGAUCAAUAACUUCAACGCCACUUUCGGGAAAGGAAUCUGUGUUCUUUGCUGAACCACCCUUCAAGGCUGAGAUCAGUUCUAUACGGGAAAACAAAUACAGACUAAGUGACAGCACGACAGGUGCUGAUAGCUUAUUGGAUAUAAGUUCUGAAGCUGACCAACAAGAUCUUCUUGUCCUGUUGCAAGCAAAAGUUGCUUCUCUUACCUUACACAAUAAAGAAUUACAAGAUAAAUUACAGGCCAAAUCACCCAAGGAGGCAGAUGCAGACCUGAGCUUUGACUCCUACCAUUCCACUCAAACUGACUUGGCCCCACCCCUGGGCAGACCUAGUGAAACCUCUCCCCCAGACUCCAAGUCAUCUCCAUCCGUCUUAACACAUUCCUUGAGUAAAUCCACUCUCGACAGCGACGGGCAAAUUCAGCAACUGCAGGAGAUUCUGCAGGACUUGCAGAAGAGACUAGAGAGCUCUGAAGCAGAGAAGCAGCAGCUACAGGCUGAGCUCCAGUCCAGGAGGGCCGAAUUGGUGUGCGUUAACAGUGCAGAGAUUUCAGAGAACGGCUCUGACCUCAGCCAGAAACUGAAAGAAACUCAGAGCAAGUACGAGGAGGCCAUGAAAGAAGUCCUUAACGUGCAGAAGCAGAUGAAACUGGGCCUCGUCUCGCCCGAAAGCGUGGACAGUUAUUCACAUCUCCAUGAGUUACGGAUCACUGAGGAGGAAAUAGAUGUGCUAAAGCAGGAUCUCCAGAACGCAUUAGCUGAAAGUGAAAGAAAUAAGGAGAAAGUGAGAGAGUUAGAAGAAAAACUUGUAGAGAAGGAGAAAGAUUUGGGUAUUAAGUCUCCCGGGGAAGAGUACGAGGAAAUGAAAAGUUCAUAUUGCUCUGUGAUUGAGAAUAUGAAUAAGGAGAAAGCUUUUUUGUUUGAGAAAUACCAAGAGGCCCAAGAAGAAAUCAUGAAACUAAAAGAUGCCCUAAAGAGUCAGAUGACACCGGAAGCCGGCGAUGAAGCUGGGGAUAUGAAAGAGGCCAUGAACAGGAUGAUAGAUGAGCUCAACAAACAGGUAAGCGAGCUGUCCCAGCUGUACAAAGAAGCCCAGGCCGAGCUGGAGGAUUACAGGAAGAGGAAAUCUCUAGAAGACGUAACAGCCGAAUAUAUCCAUAAAGCGGAGCAUGAGAAACUGAUGCUAGUGACAAACGUGUCCAGAGCUAAGGCAGAAGAGGCAUUGUCCGAAAUGAAGUCUCAGUACUCAAAGGUAUUGAACGAGUUGACGCAGCUCAAACAGCUGGUGGACGCACAGAAAGAGAACUCUGUCUCCAUCACAGAACAUUUGCAGGUGAUAACCACACUGCGGGCUACCGCGAAAGAGAUGGAGGAAAAAAUAAGCAGUCUCAAAGAGCACCUUGCAAGCAAGGAAGGGGAAGUAGCAAAACUGGAGAAACGACUCCUGGAAGAGAAGGCCGCGAUGGCCGACGCCAUGGUGCCCAGGUCUGCCUACGCAAAGCUCCAGUCAUCACUAGAAAGUGAAGUGAGUGUGUUGGCCUCAAAAUUGAAGGAGUCCGUAAAAGAGAAAGAGAAGGCCCAUUUGGAGGUCUCCCAGAUUCGAAGUGAAGUCUCACAAGUGAAAAGGGAAAAGGAAAAUAUUCAGGCUCUCUUAAAAUCCAAAGAGCAGGAAGCAAACGAACUUCGGCAACAGUUCCAGCACGCUCAGGAGGAGCUUUCAGAAAUGAAGAGACAGUCGGAGAGCUCUUCCAAACUGGAGGAGGAUAAAGAUAAGAAGAUAAAUGAGAUGUCAAAGGAAGUCACCAAGUUGAAGGAGGCCCUGAACAGCCUCUCGCAGCUCUCCUACUCAGCUAGCUCGUCCAAGAGGCAGAGUCAGCAGCUGGAAGGACUGCAGCAGCAGGUCAAGCAGCUACAGAGCCAGCUGGCUGACUGCAAGAAACAACACCAGGAGGUGAUAUCUGUUUACCGAAUGCAUCUUCUGUAUGCUGUGCAGGGCCAGAUGGAUGAAGAUGUCCAGAAAGUACUGAAGCAGAUCCUUACCAUGUGUAAAAACCAGUCCCAGAAGAAGUAG
Puma concolor (puma) is the source of this 2961-nucleotide messenger RNA. It is a transcript of the gene RAI14, whose product is annotated as retinoic acid induced 14. The record is from RefSeq and is a predicted model, not a curated record. NCBI's taxonomy places the organism in Eukaryota, Metazoa, Chordata, Mammalia, Carnivora, Felidae. Gene Ontology annotation, molecular function: actin binding.